Molecule: messenger RNA, 3153 nt
Organism: Scophthalmus maximus (turbot)
Lineage: Eukaryota; Metazoa; Chordata; Actinopteri; Pleuronectiformes; Scophthalmidae
Gene: grk7b
Product: G protein-coupled receptor kinase 7b
Exons: 4
Coding region: 230-1885 (551 amino acids)
Biological process (GO): signal transduction; regulation of signal transduction; protein phosphorylation
Cellular component (GO): cytoplasm
Molecular function (GO): rhodopsin kinase activity; ATP binding
Source: RefSeq, a predicted model, not a curated record
CGAAAGCCUCUUAAGUACAAACCCCACAGGUUGCUUUCUCUUAAUGCCGUCUACAAAUGAGAGGGCAAAGAUACUUAUCUCCCAACAAAUCCCAGUGCGGUGGUACAUUUAAUGCUCAAAGAGGCGUGGCUCAAGAGGCGCAAGAUGAUCUGGAUGCGGGUGCUCAGUUGUGCAUUGAACCUAUAGAUAUGUGAAGUCUAGUGUGUUAGUUCACCAGCUGCCUGUCGGUAUGCUGCACAGUACAUCCAGCAUGGAUGACCUGGUGGGGCUGAACAACCUGGUGGCCAACACGGCCUACCUGAAGGCUCAGCACAUCGAUCGCAGCGAGCUGAGACAGCAAAGGCUCAGCUUGACACUGCCCAGACCAAAGUCCUCUGCUCUCCGGGCAGCUGCAGACAAUCAGUACGAGUCGCUGUGUGAGCAACAGCCUAUUGGAAGGAAGUUGUUCCAGCAGUUUCUCCAGUCUUCUAACCCACAGUAUGUGGUCGCAGCAGAGUUCCUGGAAGAACUGAGUGACUGGACCUUUGCUGAAGAUCAAACCAAAGAGAAGGCCAAAUGGACCAUCCUCACCAAGUUCUGCCAACCCGAGUCCAGACGUUUUCUCUCCUACCUGACAGGAGAGAAUGCAAAGAUAUGCAAGGCUUUAUCGAACAAGAACUUUGAUGGAGUGAUGUUGGACCAGAUAAAAGUCGCCACAAGGGAGUUCCUGAAAGGAAAACCUUUCUCCGAGUACCUGAACAGCCCCUUCUAUUAUAAGUUCUUACAGUGGAAGGAGUACGAAAAGCAGAAGAUCAGUGACCAAAACUUUUAUGAGUUUAGGUCUUUGGGAAAAGGUGGCUUUGGUGAGGUGUGUGCGGUGCAGGUAAAACUCACGGGCCAAAUGUACGCCUGCAAGAAGCUGGACAAGAAGCGUCUGAAGAAGAAAAGUGGCGAGAAGCUGGCCCUCCUGGAGAAGCAGCUUCUGGAGAAGGUCAACAGCCACUUCAUCGUGAACCUGGCCUACGCUUACGCCAGCAGGACCCACCUGUGCCUGGUCAUGAACCUCAUGAAUGGAGGAGACCUCAGGUUUCACAUCUACGAGGUCGGGGAGCGGGGCAUCCGCAUGGAGCGCGUCAUUUAUUACGUGGCCCAGAUAACCACCGGGAUCCUCCAACUGCACUCCAUGGACAUCGUGUACCGGGACAUGAAGCCCGAGAACGUGCUGCUGGACGGCAGAGGACAGUGUCGGCUGUCGGACCUCGGAUUGGCCGUGGAGCUGCCCAAAGGCAAAAUGAUCUGCCAGAAGGCUGGAACGACCGGCUACAUGGCUCCUGAGAUUCUGAAGCAGGAGUCUUACCGCAUGUCGGUGGACUGGUGGUCUCUGGGCUGCAGCAUCUAUGAGAUGGUGGCCGCCCGUUUGCCAUUCAAAGACUUCAGGGAGAAGGUGCAGAAUGAGGAGGUGACUCGUCGCACUCUGGAAGACGAGUGCAAGUUCGAACACAAGCGCUUUGAUCCUGCCACCAAAGAUAUCAUCAGCCUCUUUCUCAAGAGGAAGGUGGAGCAUCGCCUUGGGUGUCGUGGUAGUGACCCAAGAAACCAUGUGUUUUUCAAGAGUAUCAAUUUCCAUCGCCUGGAGGCGGGGCUUGUGGACCCCCCCUGGGUGCCAAAGUCCAAUGUGGUCUACACCAAGGACAUGGACAAGUUCGCGGAAACCUCCGAGGUCCAGGGCAUCGAGCUCAACGACAACGACGAGAAGUUCUACAUGGAGUUCGGCACAGGGGCAGUCGCCAUCCAGUGGCAGAAGGAGAUGAUUGACAGCGGCGUGUUUGAUGAGCUGAAUGACCUCGGACUGAACGGAUACGACUGUGUGACCGUGUGGAAAUCAAGGACGUGCGUCAUAUUGUAGGCAGCUUCUGUGAUGGACCAAAUAAGCUCUGCAUGAAGUAUCUGAAAUACUGCAUGAAGUGAAGUGCCUGGAUGUGAUACUGCGUCUCAUUAGGCCUUGGAACGUUUUUAACAACAAAAAUGAGAUGACAACGUGAUGCAGCCACAGCCAAACAUGGUGGGACACAAGUUGCCUCAGUGGUAAAAUAACACCACAGUUUUUGUUUCCAGCACUAUGCCUGGGUGGAAACAUACGCUGACAUUGUGCUGCAAACGCUGCUUUAUACUUUUGCCCUCUAUUCCUGGUGAGACAACAGAUCCCAGGGCAUACAUAGUUUCCAUUACAUCACCCGGCCAUUUUGGCAGGCCCUAAGUGUUUACAUGUGUUUGUAAACAGGCUCCAUAAUGGCUGUGUGUCGCCGAACAGCAGCGGGAUCACGAUCAGUAUUUGCGGCGAUGUGCCACAUUUGUUUUCGAAAGACCCCAAGUGUCACACGAAUGCCACGGAUGCCUCUCGCCCGGACGCGUGGACGGACUCAUGCGACCCUCAGUGCUGCAGACCGGUUGCGAGGGGUCUGUCAGUAGCACACGUUCACCACUAAGUGCCGCCACACGGCCGUGAAGUGCAUUCAAACCUCCCGCAGUGCUCUUCCUCACCCCCGUUGUCCAGGGGGUGUACUGCUCUGGUAUUUACAAGCACUGGAUGACUCGUUUAAAAUUUAACAAGGGGAUGCUGUGAGACAAAUUGUUGUAUACACAUUGUUUUUCCAUAGGAAAAAAAAAAUAAAUGGCAUCAACGAGACAAUGCCAACCUCCUUUACUACCCCUUGUGUUUACAAGCUACACACAACCCAAGGGAGAGAUGUUGACAACAUACAACAUCAUCUUUCUGUUUAACCCCCACAGAUUAACUCUCGUGUCGUGCAUAGUAUGGAUGUCGGUUCCCGUGGUUUGGUUUUGUUUUUGAGUUUAGCUUAAUCCCCAAUUUGAUGACAGUGACUAUUUUAGCUUUUAAUUUAGAACCCAAGGAUUUUUUUUCUUCUUCUCUGCUUUUGGCUGUUUUUGCCUUUGUUUGAGAGCGAAAGUCGGGUAAGAGAGGAGGAAUAACAUGUAAGGACCUAACAAGAGCUCCGAGGAUGUUGUGAUUACAUGGUCACGUGUUUUUUCUGACUCAAUUACAAACGUUACCUCUGUUUUACUUUGUUUCGCGCCCUGUCUACUGUAAUGCAGUUUUUUUUUUAGUUUGACUCAUUGCUCACAUAAAGAGCUGCAUUGUACACAACAGUGCCA